AUAGACAAACAUAUGUCGGAGGAAAUGCAAAUAGUUUUUGCCUUUGACCUUCUUCAAUUAAAACCGAUAUAAACAGAUAUAAAUAGCACAGUGCAGUAAUGAAAGUGUCGAACACAAACUGUUUUGCAUAUAUUUCAAUAUAAAACCAAUUCCAAAUGACUAUUGCCACCUUAAAUAUGGAUAUGGAGUAUAUGGUCAACAGUAGUGACAAUGCAACUGCGACUACAGAAGCAGAUUUUAGUCCCACUUUGGGCGAUUCAAAUGUCACGGAAUACAAUGCCACAGGGAUGGACGCGAAUGAUUCGACUGGCGAGGAUGAGGAGAUGCUGAAGAUAGCCUUCUUUAUAGGCGAUUUCGUGCACCAGUACUAUAUACCAGUGGUUUGCUGCACGGGCAGCAUUGGGAACAUCCUCUCCGUGUUCGUCUUCUUCAGGACCAAGUUGCGGAAGUUAUCCUCCAGCUUUUACCUGGCCGCUCUGGCUGUGAGCGACACCUGCUUCCUGGCCGGACUCUUUGCCCAGUGGCUGAACUUCCUCAACGUGGACAUCUACAAUCGGAACUACUUCUGCCAGUUCUUCACGUUCUCCAGCUACCUGGCCAGCUUCUGCUCCGUCUGGUUUGUGGUCGCCUUCACCGUGGAGCGCUUCAUAGCGGUCAUCUAUCCACUGAAGCGCCAGACCAUGUGCACCGUGCGCCGGGCCAAGAUCGUCCUGUUUUGCCUGACCCUCGUGGGCUGUCUGCACUGUCUGCCCUAUGUGGUGAUUGCCAAGCCGGUGUUUAUGGCCAGACUGAACGCCACCAUUUGCGAUCUCAACACGGAAUACAAAGAACAACUGGCCCUCUUCAACUACUGGGACUCCAUUGUCGUCUACGCGGUGCCCUUCACCACCAUCGCCGUGCUGAACACCUGUACAGGUUGCACGGUGUGGAAGUUCGCCACCGUUCGCCGAACGCUGACCAUGCACAAGAUGAAGCCACAAACGAACAGCAUGCCAUCGAACUCGUCGAACUCAUCGGGAGGGACAUCUGCAGUGGCCUCGUACCGCAUUUCGGCAUCGCUGAAGCGCCAGAAGUCGACGGGAACGCAUCCAAGUGGACAGCAUAUUGUGGCCAACAGGCAGCCGGAUGAUCAGGAGCAACAGCAACAGCAGUCGCAGCAGCAGCAUCAAAUAAACAAUUGCCAACACCAUUGCGAGAUUACGCAGAAACCAGCCCGUCGCAAGGUACAGAACUCAUCGCAGCUCAAGGUAACCAAAAUGCUGCUAAUUGUCUCAACGGUCUUUGUCUGCCUCAAUUUGCCGAGCUGCCUGCUGCGCAUCGAGGCCUAUUGGGAGACGGAUGCGGCCCGAAACGAGAAUUCCACAAUUGCUUUGCAAUAUAUUUUUCACGCUUUCUUCAUCACCAAUUUUGGCAUCAAUUUCGUGCUUUACUGCGUCAGUGGACAGAAUUUCCGCAAAGCCGUAUUGAGUAUUUUCCGAAGGGUUUCAUCCGCUCAGCGGGAGGCAGGAAACACACAAGUGACAGUUUCUGAAUAUUGUCGCAAUACUGGCACCUCCACUCGACGUCGGAUGAUGACGCAACAUUGUUGGAACGAAAUGCACGAGUUGCAUCCACUCAAGUGAAUGGCUGAGCUUACGGGAAAAUUAACUUAGAGGCUGCAAAGGCCAAUGGAUGAUGUGAAAUUGCGAAAUACGCCGCGGGAUGAGCCGGCAUUUCGUUUUUAAUUAGAUUUCAGCAAACAUAAUAUGAAUAAGAGCACAAAGAAAGUAAAAAUUACUUUACGGAAUGCGAGGAAUACAAGCGAGACCGUUGUUUGUGAUGUUUGUCAAGGCCAAGCGAAAUCAAACAAAAAUGAUAAAAUGAAAAAAAUCAAAAUUACGAAUGAACCGCAAAACGCCGACUUCAUUUAUUUAAGUGUUUAACUAACCACAUAGUAAUAGGAUAAUUAACUUUUGUUUUGCUUACAAAAGUAUACGCAUAUUUAAGCAGCUAUUAUACAAAACCCAAAACCCCAAAAAUCAAAUUCAAAUCCGCACGCAAAACUUAAUUGAAACCUAACCACAGAAACACAUUUUGAAAACGUCAAUCGUAAAGCCCAAUAGAUUAGAUUAAUAAAAAUGUAUUUCCUGUCUAACCAACCAAA
Molecule: messenger RNA, 2143 nt
Organism: Drosophila teissieri
Lineage: Eukaryota; Metazoa; Arthropoda; Insecta; Diptera; Drosophilidae
Gene: CNMaR
Product: galanin-like G-protein coupled receptor npr-9
Exons: 7
Coding region: 156-1622 (488 amino acids)
Biological process (GO): G protein-coupled receptor signaling pathway
Cellular component (GO): plasma membrane
Molecular function (GO): G protein-coupled peptide receptor activity
Source: RefSeq, a predicted model, not a curated record